AUGACCGAAUCAGGGCAAGCAAUCUCCAACUGCACCAACUCCAACUCGCCCCGCAGUCUUUGCUGCUUCACACAUAAGCAAUCCGGCCGGUCUUAUUUCCUGCUCGCUCGUCUUUUCCUGUUCCAUCUACCUCCCUCGACGCGGUCUACCACUCAACUCUGUGCCAUCUCCAUGUCCAACACCCUGCGCAGACAUCACAAGACAUACAGUGGCUGUUGGACAUGUCGAGCCCGCAAAGUAAAAUGCGACGAGGACAGACCAGCCUGCCGUCAAUGCCGACGCAAUGGCCGUGAAUGCGAGGGCUACAACGUGCGACUGCGGUGGGUCAUCAACCAAGAUGCCGACUCCGAUCUCUCUUACCAGAUUGCACAGUCGCAGCGAAGUCGAGUGGCGCUGAGCCCACAUCGCACUCCCAUCCCCUUCUCUCGGGUGGAGGAGAUCCUAGCCAGGCUUGAUGCAUUGGAGUCGCAUCGUAAACAGGCUGAUCGGACUGGCGUGUCGCUUUUUAUUUCUGGUUUUGGUGUUUUUGGCGCUGAUUUGGAUGCCCAUGUCGAGAGAACCACCACAAGUAGCUCUGUCGAGCCUUCGAGCGACGAACGUCAGAAUGACGGUCACAUUAUUUUAUACCAAGGCCAUUCUACGCCGACGCUUCUCUGGAACUCAAGUCCAUGUUCUGUGGACGAGGACCCGGGUAUAGUCCCGCCUGGCACUGCACCAGGACUGUUUGGGGACACGACACUAUCUCCAGAUCAGAAUCCUGAGACUUUAGAUACUCCCAAGAAUGGACAGCAUGACGGUAUCUCACAGCUAUUGCAUGCUCAUGAUGAUUCUAUAUCCGUCCCAUCUCCCAAUUUAUGCCCCGAGCCUCUAUAUCUUUCAUCUACCGAGCGCUUCUUGAUCAACCAUUAUGCCAACAGAGUCGUCCAGCUAUUCUGCGUAGUGGAUAACGAGAAGAGCCUGUGGAAGACAAUCCAUCUGCCAAAAGCUCUACAAGCUGCUGGUGAGCUCAGCCUCACAGGAUCCACAUCGGCAAUCCGCAAGGCGCUCUUAAGCACCCUCCUGUCGAUCAGCGCGUUCUGUCUAUUCAACUACCGCAAAUCACAGCUUCGAAGAGACGAAGCUAUCGAGUGGAAAGCAGCAGCAGAGGAGUUCAGAUGCAAAGCAAUCGAGCUGUUGAAAGAUGCCAUGGAGACUGACCUUUAUUCCCGGCCACUGCCCAAGUAUAAGGACUUUCUAGCGACAAUGCUAUCAAUGGUUACCAUUAAUGUUAUAUCCGGUGAUAUCGACACUUGCGGUCUACAUCUAGACGGCGCACUGCGUUUCAUCCACCACGCACAGAGCUGGAAAACCAGAUACUCAAGCAAGGCUCAAGGCCUGCAUCGUCAGUACUUAUAUCUUCGAACAAUAUAUGAAAGCACCUGUCCGCGCGGCCGGCUGAAGAACCGCGCUUUGCUCUUCCCAACAAUUUCUGGAGCAGAUCCCAACAGCGCGCAGGAUAUCUUCUGCCGGGACCUCCUCCGAAGACAUUCAUUUAAUAUACAGUCCAGUCCUGGAGAUAAUCCACACAUUACAAGUUACGAGACUGUAUACGGGGUGCCGUACGACUUGCUGUUCCUCUUGACGCAGGCCAUAGAACUCAUCAAUAAACUCCACGACUCCCAAAGCCCAAGCCAAGGGCUGCUAAUUCCAGACCAUCUAGUCACCGAGUGCGACGAGCUAGAAAAUACAAUCAUGGAAUGGCGAGGCGACGCACUCUUCAAAGACACCGUUCAAACAAACAUAAACUCCCAAAUCAUCCACCAACAGACAAUCGCCUUCCACAACGCCUUAAUCAUCUACUUCGCGCAGCACAUCCGUCUCCUAAGCCACCGCUUCCUCCAGCCGUACGUGAAAUCCGUCCUGGAGAGUAUAGAGGCAAUGGAGAGGAUAAAGAUCGAGACGAAUAUCCUCGCGGCCCCGCUCUACUGGCCCGCGUUUGUGGCGGCUAGUGAGGCGUUUGAUAGCGCGCUGCAGGAUCGGUUUCGGCGAUGGCAUGACCACAUGGAGGUUUAUGGGAUUGAAGCUUUACGGACUGGGAUGGAUGUGGUUGAGGAGGUCUGGCGUGCGGGUCCGUCGGCGAGGAAUCGGACGACGAGUUAUUGGAGGGCUAUUGUUGAGGAUAGAACGAAGGUGCUGAUGUUGAGUUAG
This is a messenger RNA of Aspergillus puulaauensis, 2187 nucleotides long. Its product is annotated as Zn(II)2Cys6 transcription factor. NCBI's taxonomy places the organism in Eukaryota, Fungi, Ascomycota, Eurotiomycetes, Eurotiales, Aspergillaceae. The record is from RefSeq and is a predicted model, not a curated record. Gene Ontology annotation, biological process: positive regulation of transcription by RNA polymerase II. The transcript has 3 exons. Gene Ontology annotation, cellular component: nucleus. Gene Ontology annotation, molecular function: zinc ion binding; DNA-binding transcription factor activity, RNA polymerase II-specific; transcription cis-regulatory region binding. The coding region runs from base 1 to 2187 and encodes 728 amino acids.